This is a messenger RNA of Manacus vitellinus (golden-collared manakin), 1086 nucleotides long. RefSeq names its product bromodomain adjacent to zinc finger domain 2A (gene BAZ2A). Gene Ontology annotation, cellular component: rDNA heterochromatin. Bases 1 to 1086 code for a protein of 361 amino acids. Lineage: Eukaryota; Metazoa; Chordata; Aves; Passeriformes; Pipridae. The transcript is spliced from 7 exons. The record is from RefSeq and is a predicted model, not a curated record.
AUGCCCUUCCUUUCUUCCCCUCCAGAGGUGCUCAGCGAUGAGGACAAGCUGAAAAUGAGUAAAAUCAAGAAGAAAAUGAGACGGAAGGCCAAGAACAAGCAGAAGCAGGAGGCCAAAGCCCCCAGGGCCAAGGAGACCAAGAAGAAGCCUAAGGCCAAGGAGAAGAAGGGGAAGCCAGAGAAGGGCAAGGACAAGGCUCGGCCCAAGGAGAAGAAGGGCAAGGGGACUCGGAAGGCGGACAAGGGGCUGGUGGCCCAGCGGCGCCUGGAGGAGCGGCAGCGGCAGCAGCUCAUUCUGGAGGAGAUGAAGAAGCCCACGGAGGACAUGUGCCUGGGGGACCACCAGCCCCUUCCAGCCUUCUCCCGCAUCCCGGGGCUCGUCCUGCCCAGCCGCGCCUUCUCCGACUGCCUGACAGUCGUGGAGUUCCUGCAGAGCUAUGGCAAAGUGCUGGGCCUGGACCCCACGCGGGACGUGCCCACGCUGGGCGCGCUGCAGGAGGGGCUGCUGGGGGUGGGCGCCGGGGCCGGGCAGCUGCAGGACCUGCUGGUGAGGCUGCUGCAGGCAGCCAUCUACGACCCCGGGCUGCCCCCCUACUGCCAGUCCCUGAAGAUCCUGGGGGAGAAGGUGUCGGAGAUCAGCCUGAACCGGGACACCGUGUCCGAGGUCCUGCGCUGCUUCCUGAUGGCGCGCGGGGCGGGCGCGGAGCUGUGCGAGGGGCUGCGCACCAAACCCUUCCAGGCGCUGCCCCCGGAGUGGAAAGCUGCCAUCCUGGUCUUCCUGGUGAACGAGCUCAACAGCAGUGCCCUCAUCAUCAGUGAGAUCGACAAGACCCUGGAGAACAUGUCCAACUACAGGAAGAACAAGUGGAUCAUCGAGGGCCGCCUGCGCAGGCUGAAGGUCGCCCUGGCCAAGAAGACGGGCCGACCCGAGUCGGAGAUCACGGGCCUGGAGGACGGACGGCGCCGGCGCAGCUCCCGCCUGACCGAGGACACGGGCCUGGAGAUGGAGGAGGAGGAGGAGAGCCGGGGACGGAGAUCCCGCCGGGAGGAGGAGGUGGGGUGGUUCGGGGUUGGGGGACAGAGGUAG